This is a messenger RNA of Rhineura floridana, 3221 nucleotides long. RefSeq lists its product as uncharacterized. The transcript has 2 exons. NCBI's taxonomy places the organism in Eukaryota, Metazoa, Chordata, Lepidosauria, Squamata, Rhineuridae. The record is from RefSeq and is a predicted model, not a curated record. The coding region runs from base 176 to 1114 and encodes 312 amino acids.
UUUGGGGAAAUCAAAAGUUUAGACUAGUGUGGACGAAAGUGGUGGAAGCACAAAGCAGUGGAGAGAAAGGUGUUCACAUCUGGCCUCCAAAGAGCAUCUGAAACGUUGGCCUGAAAUUUUCAGUCAGCUGUGAUCUGGAUCAGGUUCUUACUCAGCAGAAAAUUAAGUGAUCUGAAUGAAGAAGACUUCGUUUGCAGGAAUGGCAACCUCCCUGUCAAAGGAGCUCACUUUCAAGAACUUGCUGUUGGCCAAGAACAUGGAAGAUCCCAACAGCAAAUUGUCCUCCUGUUUCAGUUUUGCUCUUGAGAAUCUCCAGAAUGAACCACCGUGUGUGAGAAGCAAUGCCCAUCUCACCAUUUCUGAUGGGCCCACUCUGAUGGAGUUCACCUCUGGCAAAGGAGAAUGUGGAAUCACAGUCUUCCACAAUCAAGGCAAAGUCCAGUAUGACGUCUUUGUACCCAGCUGGGAGCUCUAUGUUUCUCGUCUUUGCUCUAGCUCACAGCCUCUUAUCCUUGGUAAUAUCCUCAGCAUCCGUAGCCAUCUACAUAGCUGGGGUUCAUCCAGACCAGGGUUUUCUUCUUUGGCCUGCUUUGACCUGGCAGCUGAGAGAUUUUCCAUGGAACCCCAAGUCAUCCAGAAGGAUGCUGAGAUGCUGGUGGAAUGUGGUGGGAAAGUGUUGAAGUUUGUCUCUGGCCAUGGAAGCUGUAAGAUUUCUGUCUUCUUUAAACAAGGAGAGGCCAAAUAUGAAGUCCAGGUAGACAACUGGGAUGUAGUCAUGGAGCGUUUCCAGACUGGGGUGGAGCCACUGACUUUGGAAAACUUGUGGAGUGUGAAGAACAGGCUGAGCUCCCCAGAAUGGUUGGAGCUGAGGUGUUGCCUAGAUGAGGCUAUGACCAGAUUUUCCCAGGAACCCCUUUGUGUUCAGAAUAAUGCUAAGAUGCUGAUUGUAGCCAACAAUGAGAAAAUUGUGCUGAUCUCUGGGAAAGGGCAGAAUGUCAUCACAGUAAUAUAUAAAUUUGGUUUGAUUGAGUAUAAGUUGUCAGAGCGAGGGUGGUGGGAGGUGGCAGCUAGGGUGCUGCAAAAGAAAGAGAUGCUUACAAGAACAGAGUGCUAACUAUGAGCUGGGAUAUCUCAUGGAUUAAAUCUUAUUUUAGCUCUGUGGUAACCCGGAGGCUUAAGGAAACCUCCAUCUCUUAGACCUGACUCCUCACGUGCAGUAUGGAAAUAAUAACCCCAGCCUAUAUUAAAGUUCUAAAUCAAUCUCCUGCUACCUCAGGGAUGGGAAAACUGUGAUCCUUCAGAUGUUGUUGCAGGUCAGUUCCCAUUAGACCCAGCCAACAUGGCCAACAGUUGGGGAUGUUUGGAACUGUAAUCCAAAAUGUCUGGAGAGCACCCAGGUUGGCGAAGACUGUUCUAAAUGAUCUGGAACUGGUAUACCCUAAUGAUCAUUUUUUCCAAUACAAAAUUACCAAUCAGUUGAUGUGACAUUGUUCCCUGGAUUCUUCCAUCAUUGGAAGUAAAACAGGUCGUUACUCUGUAGUGGCCCUCUUGCUGUCUUUUAGGGGCAAGGCUCAGACCAUCCUAUUUUCCCAGCUUAUACAAUUACAUACAAUGGCUUUUAUGUGACUUUAUUCUGCAUUGCUGUUUUAGUUCUGCUUUUCUUAGCUUUACUUUUUCUAAUUCUCGUCAAAGACAUAUAUUUUAUAUAGUAUCACAACAGAAUAGAAUAUGCAUCAUUCCACUCUUAAGAUCAGAUACAUAAUGGGUAUUAGGGAAGCUCCCUGUGAACUCCCUGGAAGCACAGCUGAGGGGGGUCAUUGGACAUUGUGGACCUUCCUCUCCAUCCAUGGAGAAGAAUAUCCACCAUCAGAGACUUCCUUGAAAAGCUCAGCUGCCACUGCUCUUUCACUAUUGGUGUUCCAAGGGUGGUCAGAAGAAAAAAAGGUGUGUCUUGGGUGAGGGCUUGGAUCUAUCCUUCCCAUCCUCCCACACAAGGAAACCCAUACAAGGGAGAGCUAUAUGAGCCCUAGAGCUGGAAUGCUUAUUUUACCUGUCAUCGAAAUCAAUGGGAGAGUUAAAAAAAAAAAAAGCAAAGGUGCAGGGGGGAGGGAAAAUCCCCCUUUCAUCCUGACUGGCACAAACCCUGCAGGGCUUACGAAAUGGUGGCUCUUCCUCCACAGAUUCUUCCAUCCCCAUCACCCUACUCAUGUGCUUAAUAUACUUUAAGAAAACCCUAGAAUAAUAAUAGAUUGAACCUUAAUUGCCUUAAACCAAUUUGUUAGAGUUGGCAGCUUAAACACCAUUCCUUAAUAGCUAUCUCUCAAUUAGUUGAUAAUAAAUAUUCUUGAGAAAUGAUUUGAUUAAAAUGCCUGUCCCAGGACAUUAUGAACUGAUUCCAAUUCAAGUUAAGUCCUGCUGAUGCCACCUUGAGCUCUUUGGAUUCAGUAUAAUAGCAUGUCAGUGUAAUAAUGAUCUCUGAGAUCAUCCGGAGGAGAACCGCUAAUUGCUCCCGCCCCCAUCUUACAGAAGCCCAACUAGCAUCAACUAGAAGUUGGGCAUUUGGUGUUGCUCGUCCCAUGCUGCGGAACACUGUCCCAGCAGAGAAUUGACAAGGAUCCUUGCUUUUGACUUUCAAGACCUUUUUAUGCCAACAAGCUUUUGUAGCUGUUCAAUUUUUUUUUGUAAUUAGCCAGUCACUGUAAUGAUGAUCUGCAUUGUUUAAUGUUUUGAUGUUGUAUACCACAUUGAUAUUUUAUAGAAAUACUUUUAUAAAUCAAUCAAUAAAAUAAUAAAUAAUGGUAGAGGCAGAGCAUUUAUAAAUCUGUUGAAUUAUGUGUUGUAUUGAUGGACCCACUUGCAUACAGUGGAAUACCUGUAAUAAGAACUUCCUCUCCAGAAAAUCAAAUGUCUUAAAGGCAUCUAGCAUCAAUACCUCUAGUCCUAAUUAGUGCUCUUGCAAUGGUAAAUCACAUUCAGUGGCCUCCUAACUGGGUUUGCUCUUUGCCUUGUAAUCCCAAAGCCAAACUGGAUAAUGAUUGUUUUAAUAUUUCCUUUGUCACUUAUGAUCUCUUAUUUUGAAAAACAGUUAGUUAUUUCUUCAGUGCUUAUAGUAGCCCCAUUGUAAUUGCUCCAUUUAUUAUAUUGCAGUAAUUUUUUAUAUAAUUUACUGUUUAUUUUCUAUCAUGCUUUCACUGUGUUAAAUACAUAUUUACAAAUUUUCA